AUGGCCCAAAUGCAUAACCCACCCGAUCACGAUGAAGCGCCACCACCAUACACGGAAGCAGCAAACACAGCUUACAAUCCAGCUUUUAUGCCGAACUUGACGUCGCAACAAGCGAGUGCACAUGCAUCGACAACGAGUAAUGAACCUGGGACACCAUCUACGGCACCAUCUGCACCUCCAUUGUCGACGAUAGCUGAUUCGGCACCUUCGACACCGCUACCCCAGGCAGUAUCACCACCACCUUUAGGGAUGUAUCCAGGAGGAGUGUCAUCUCCACAGCAACCAUACCCACAUCAUACGUAUUAUCAUCAUCAUCACCAGGAACAACAUCUUGUGAGUGGACCACAGCAGCAGUAUUAUCAGACAAUGCCCAUUCCCCAACAUCAACAUCAAAGCUAUUUUCCAGGUGGAUGGACGAUCCCACAACAACUUCCACAACAAAGACAGCAACGCUAUUUCAUUGAUUCAUCCGAACGCCGAUUCCCACUGGCGGCAUUGUUCUUUUUGUUUGGAUGGAUCUGCCCACCUCUUUGGAUCUUGGGAGCAUGUUGUUGCAGUGGUAGUCGUAAUCGUUACGAAGCAUGGUGGGGCAAGGCGAAUUUUAUUAUGGCAGUAAUGUUUAUCAUUUCAUCACUGCUAUACUCGAUGAUGGCUAUUACAGUGGGCGAUUGGAUGAUUGGAUUACACGUGUUCAGCUUGGCCACAGCAUGA
This is a messenger RNA of Lichtheimia ornata, 711 nucleotides long. RefSeq lists its product as uncharacterized. NCBI's taxonomy places the organism in Eukaryota, Fungi, Mucoromycota, Mucoromycetes, Mucorales, Lichtheimiaceae. The transcript has 2 exons. The coding region runs from base 1 to 711 and encodes 236 amino acids. The record is from RefSeq and is a predicted model, not a curated record.